UUGUACUUGAUGAGAUAUAUAUGUGGAAAAUGAAUACUCUGACCAUAGACUUUCUUUUACUCCCAUCUUAGACGGCAAUGACUUAUGACUCACAAAUUCCACCAAGAAAAAGACAUUGACUUAACAUUUUUAUCAUAAUAUGGACAUAACCUCCCUUUCUCUCCUACUCAAAACCACUUCUUCUCUUUUCACUCAUCUCUCAAACCAUGAGCUACUCAACCUUAAUCCAAACACACACUCCUAACAAUAAUGAAGCAGAAGACAAAGACUUCUGUUUCUGGACUUCACCAUCUUCAGAAUCUUCAAGGAUCAAAGAUAUUUUACAAGGAAAGAAGGAACUCAUGGAGAUGAUGCAACACAUGCCUGAGUCUAGCUUUGAACUCUCUUUCCAAGACAUGGUUGUUGAGCAGCAUCAAGUUCCAGAAGCUAAACCUAAACCAGAACCAGAACAAGUCUCUAGUAAAGUUCAACAACCUCAACACAAGAAGCUGAAUGAGAAGAAGAAAACAAAGAAGAAGGAAAACAAAUGCAAUAGUAGACAUGGUAAGAUAUUGAGGGCUGAAAGCAUGGACAGUGAAACAUUCUUACUGAAGAUGGUUUUUCCAACUUCUCUUGAUUGGAAGAAGAAGACUACUAAAAAACAAAAUAGUUCCAAGGUAGAAGAAAAAGAUAAAGAAUGGCGAAUCAAAAGAUUUUUCACUGAACAUAGACAAAAUACUCGUAGUAGUAGUAGCAGCAGCAGCAACAGCGGCGGCGGCAGCAAUGACAAAAGCAGGUAUGUUGAUCGCAGCUCUUCAUUCUCACAAGGUUGCUUCCCAUUCUUUGAUCAUAGAAAAAGCAAAGUAAAGAAGGACACUUUGAAACUUGGAGGAUGAUUACUCUUGCUCCUUGCCAGCUUGAAAAUUCAGAAUAUUUGAAAUAGAGGACUCAAUGCAUGAAGAAUUUGCAAAGAAGGACCCUUCAGUUAUUCUUGAAUUCUUGGGUUUUGAUUGUAGUAAUGGCAUUCAUUUUACAUGUUUGACAAUAAUUAAAAUUCAGUUUCAGAAAUAGGCCAAAGAUGUAAUUUGAAAGCUACUAGCUAAAUAUUUGUAUUAAAAAAAACUAAAUAUUUCUUCCUGGUCCCAAAAUAAUUUACAUAA
Molecule: messenger RNA, 1139 nt
Organism: Vicia villosa (hairy vetch)
Lineage: Eukaryota; Viridiplantae; Streptophyta; Magnoliopsida; Fabales; Fabaceae
Exons: 2
Coding region: 207-875 (222 amino acids)
Source: RefSeq, a predicted model, not a curated record